This is a messenger RNA of Ictalurus punctatus (channel catfish), 5869 nucleotides long. RefSeq names its product protocadherin alpha-2. Gene Ontology annotation, molecular function: calcium ion binding. Gene Ontology annotation, cellular component: plasma membrane. The transcript has a single exon. Lineage: Eukaryota; Metazoa; Chordata; Actinopteri; Siluriformes; Ictaluridae. Bases 3493 to 5862 code for a protein of 789 amino acids. The record is from RefSeq and is a predicted model, not a curated record. Gene Ontology annotation, biological process: homophilic cell-cell adhesion.
UUUGAAAUGGGGGAGAGCAUCAGCUUUAUCAUUGUAGUGACUGGGAGGUAAGUGCCUUUGAGAAUGAAAUUUUUUAUGACAUACACAGAUGAGGUUCCUGAUUAGUCAGUUAAUAAAUGGGAUGGAGGCGUGACCUUUGUUUAUAAUGCCAACAGUGACUUUGUUGUAGCUUAGAAUGGAGAACAUUUUGCAGGACCUUUCAUCACCCCAAAGCAGGCAUGCAAUAAUGAUGGGGUAGAUUUCAGUUUAGGAGGUAGGCUGAGGAUCUCUUGGGGCCAUAUGUCUGCAAACCAUUUAUUCCCGAAUAUCCUUCCGAACCAGAUGGAAGAAGAUGUGCUGGUAAAAAAUUGGAGAGAACUGGAGGAUUCAAAGUAUCCUCCAGGUAUGUGUACAGUAGAAAUGCAAUGUUUGGAGAGUUUGGGAAAUUGACUACAUCAUCUAGUAAAUGGAGAAGUAAGGAAAAAUGGUACUUAUUUAAAAGGAUCCAGCAAUUUGGGGCUGCUAUGGCAGCCAAAAGUUAAGAACACUGAGAAAGUACAUUUCUCCACCUGAUGCCAAAAAGGUGCCAUUGGGAGGGGUAGAAGGGCAUAGUUUUGAAAGCAUGUCAGCUUUUUGUAGCCAGGCACCUUUACCCGUGGUUUUAAUGAAUUGGAUGGCAUGAUCUAUGAAAGCUUAUGACAUGGAGAAUAUGUCUUUGGGGAUAAGGCUGUUAAUACUGGGGGUUGCACUGUUGUGCAGGGAUGACAGUUUAAUGAUAAGUCUUUUCGUACCAAAAUAUUUUCUCAUGCCAAUGCCUAUUGGAUUAAUGUGAAAAAUAGGGAAUGGGGAACAGCUGAAGGGACUGAUUAAAUACCCUUGGCCAAUUUGUUUUGAAUUAAGGUGUCAACUACUUCGGGUUCUUUUAAGGAAGGAGAGAGGUCUUUGCACACACAGAUGAAGAAUUGGAUAAAGUUAAGCCCAGCCAAGAAACUUUGAGUAAAUCCACUUAUGAGGAAAUUUACAAAACAGAGGUUAGGAUGGAAAGAAAGAUCAUUAGAGAGUUUGUGGAUAUUGAUGAGUGUCGAGGGAUGUUUAUUCAUCUUUUUUGAAGGGUUAAUUGAGGUAGUUUGAACCUGUGGGGACAAACAGCUUUGGGAUGAAUGUUACCACAUAUAAGCACAACUAUGAAGAAAUUUACAUCUAAUAUAAGGACACACAGAUUAAUUGAAAUUAAUACAGAUAUGAAGCGCAGUGCUUGAAUUCUGCUAGCGACACUUUUGAAGAAUCUGCGGUCACAUACUAUUAGAACUACUGAGAUAUCCCCACAGUCGACGAUAUGCUCAUCCAGGACACCAGAAGGGCAGAGCAGGAUUUUGACUAGGUUGAUGUCAUUACCUGCUAUGAUCUGACUUCUCAUGUUGUAGGGGAUAGCUACUGGUGGUGGGAUGAAUGGGGCUACACUAUAUGAAGCAGGGAGAGGUGUCGUGAGGCUGUGAUUUGGUAACAUUUCAUCUGGGGGAUCUCCGGGGUGGUCUGGGAGGAAAGCUGCGAGUAGCAUGGAUGAGUGGAUUAAAAUUUUGUAGAGCUGAAACUUUGUUAACCAGUCUAUAAAUUGAGUCUUUCGAAGAGCACUGCGAGCACAGGGUCCGGAGUUUCCAGGAGUUCUGUACGGGGUCUUUUGGCUGCCAAAGUGUUUAGUGUCCGAACAGUAUGUUUCCACUUAGCUUUAGACUUAGCUGGAAUGGUGCUGGAUGGUGGAGGAAGAGGAGUCUGGGCGUGGUUGGCAGAUGAGAGGAAAAACGGUAACUAAUACUUUAUGGGAUAAGCUGUUUGGAGGAGUAAUGUUGCGGUUAAACAAAUAUUCCAAGAUCCUAGGUACUGGCCAUUCAUGGAUGAAGGUGUGGCAUUGAGUCAGUGGAGCACUCCGUCAUCUGGAGGAGAAAGCAGACAGAGGGUCCGCUUCAUCUGUAGUGCUUAGGGUCUCUGCCUCAGGUUCUGGAUCAGAGCUGGGUUCUUCGAGGGAUAAGACCUCGUCGAUGUCUUGGUGAGACAUUCUUGAUGAGUGUAGGAAUAUUUGUAUGAAGCGCUAGAUUUAAAGUUAUCAUAGUGCACGGAGGUCAUGCACAGUGAGUUAGUCGGGAUAAUAAAGGGUUGCAUGGAUAGAGAACGUGGCAGAUAGGCUGCUAUGUGGCGAUGAGGGAACUAAUCAGCAAACGGCUAGAGUUUCAUUUCUGAACUGGGCAUGUAUUAUAUGUUUAUUUUAACCACUCACAGUUUUAGACAGUGUUUGCUUGCGUUGGCAUAUACUGCAUGUAGGAAGGUUUUAGAUAAUACAAGUUGUUUGGUUUAAAGUGUCUCACUAUAAUAUAAAACGUGUCUCAGAAAUAAAAAAGUUGAAUAAAGCUAAACAGAAAAGCUCUCACUCUGUCAGGGUGACGGUGGAUCCGCACCCAGUGUUCCCGGGAACACUGGGUGUGAGGUGGAAAUACACAGUCCACAGUGAGGAGAAAACCCCUUCACUGUGAAAAAAAUCACUUAUCCAUUUACUAUAUCUAAGUCAAAUUUAAACAGUUUUAAAUAACUAUUAUCAGGUUUAGUCGAGGUGUAGACUGAAAUUAGCACCACGAAGUUGGACUGUGACACGUUUCAGUUUUAUCAACGGAUCAUUGGACAAAAUUGAAGACAAAAGUCACAAAUACAGAAGAAAGAAAGAAAAAGAAAGAAAGACAGAUAUGAAAAUACACAAGUUUGUAUAUUUUCUUACUUUUUAGAGACAAAGCGUUCUCGCCAUUUUAAAUGCAAUGGUCUUUUAAAUUUCAUUCUAUUACACAAGGAGAACAUAGAAGUAACAAACCGUGGUAAAUGGUUUUAAAAGUCGAUCCGUGCUUUUCUCAUAAGUGGUGAUACACAACAAUGUUUGCUAACUUUAAACUUCCUCAAGUUGGAAACGAUAUUUAUGAAACAUUAUGGAAGAAUAGAUUUAAUGAUAAAAGUCUAUAGUUAAAAAGCAUUUUUUUUUAAAUAAAUGAAAUUAAUUGUCUUACUCAAAGGUGUUUACAAAAAAUGACAAAUUUUUAGUAAGGACAGUUCAAACAACACUGAAAAGGUUGUACUGAUGGUGGAAUUGUAUAGGCAAUGUUAAACUAGUGUAAAGCUACGAUGGUUUAUUUCGGUUUAUUUCUGUAACUGUUUUUAUUUUCGGUCAAAAUUAAUGUGUUAAACAUCACUAGUCAUUUUACUCACGGGGCAUUUCGCUUAUUUGAUAGAACUUUCAUGAAACUAGUUUUCAGCUGUAAUGACAUUGUUAUUUCCACACAAGAUGUCGCUGUAGACCGUGAGUUGGAGUUAUUGGCACAUUAUUAAUAGUCCGCCUGAAGCAGAAUAGGACAACAGAGCGUCACAUACUUCUGAGUUCAGCAGGCCUCGUGUAUUUUCCGUUUUACUGCCGGCAUUGGAUUAAAUAUAAGUACUCAUUCGACUUAUUCUUUUUUGAAUAUCCAGUAAAAGGAAGUGAUGGUUGUAUCGGACAGUGUUCGCUCUGCCUGGAUGAAGGCUCUGCUGCUGCUUUGUUUAUGGGAUUUGUGUUACGGUCAGAUUUCCUACACGGUUUCAGAGGAGGCCAAGAAGGGAACCGUUGUUGGAAAUCUAGCGAAGGAUCUCAAUCUCAGUGUGCAGGAACUGGAGUCGCGCAUGUUUCAGCUUGUGACUGGAUCUAACGCCAAGUAUUUCGAGGUAAAUCUGAAAACCGCCAUUUUAUUAGUUAAUGACAGAAUAGACCGAGAGGAGCUGUGUGAAAGCAAACAGAAAUGCGUACUGAAUGUCGAAGCGAUGAUCCACAAUCCUCACAAGCUCUACCGUGUUGAAAUUAAUAUACUAGACAUUAAUGAUAACUCUCCGGUGUUUCCAGAUCAAACACUUGUUUUGGACAUUAUUGAGAAUAUGCUUCCUGGAGAUCGGUUUCCCUUAACAACUGCGAGUGACAUGGACAUCGGUAGUAACUCAGUGAAAACCUAUAAAAUAAACACAAAUGAAUAUUUUUCCUUGGACAUGCAGAGUGAUUCUGUUGAGCUCGUGCUUCAGAAAUCUCUGGACAGAGAGAGAGAAUCGGUGAUCCAGUUCGUGCUGGCUGCUGUAGACGGCGGGACUCCUUCGAGAUCCGGAACAAUGCAGAUAAUUAUCAAUGUGCUGGAUAUAAACGACAACAGCCCAGUUUUUACGAAGCCUCUUUACAAAGUCAGUGUCCAUGAGAAUGCAGGUGUAGGGACUAAAAUCCUCACCGUUUCCGCAACAGAUGCAGACGAAGGAAAUAACGGUGAAGUUUCAUACUCUAUUAUAAGUGAUUCCCGAAACUCAGCGUUAGACUUAAUCUCCAUAAAUCCUGUUUCUGGUGAUAUCACUGUGAAAGGUAAUAUUGAUUAUGAAGAAAAUCCAGCCAUCGAACUGCGAAUCCAGGCUCAGGACAAAGGACAGUCUCCAAGAAAGUCUCGAUGUAAAGUGUUGAUUGAAGUAGUGGAUGUGAAUGACAAUGCACCAGAGAUAUCAGUUACUCUUCUCAUGAGCUCCGUAAGCGAGGACAUCAAACCUGGUACAGAUGUUGCAUUAGUCACUGUAUCAGAUAAAGACAGUGGAACGAAUGGUAAAGUAGAUUGUAAAAUUCUAGCACCGAGUCCUUUUAAAUUACAGCUAUCAUAUAAAAACUCUUACGCCCUUGUUGUGAAUGAAGCUCUGGACAGAGAGCGGGUCUCCCAAUAUAAUGUCACAGUUCUAGCUAAGGAUGAGGGAACUCCUUCCCUCUCGAGCAGUAACGUUAUAACAGUUCAUGUCUCUGAUGUGAAUGAUAACGCGCCUUUAUUUCCUCCACCAGUGAUAAAUAUUAGCGUGAAAGAGAAUAGUCCAGUUGGAGGGCUGAUGGCAUCACUAACGGCACGAGACUUAGACAUCGGUGAAAAUGCCCUUGUUUCGUAUUCAUUAAUUGAUGCAGAAGGCAGCAGAGUGUCAAAUCUGAUGAACAUUAACUCACACACCGGUGAACUGUACAGCCUGAAGUCUUUCGAUUACGAAGAAACCAAACGACUUCAGUUUAAAGUUCAAGCCACUGACUCUGGUGUCCCUCCACUAAGUAGUAACGUGACUGUGAACAUUUUUAUCCUGGAUGAGAAUGACAACAGUCCAGUUUUUCUUCCUCCUUAUUCUGAACCUGGAUCAGUAAACAGCGAGAACAUUCCCUACUCUGCUGAAGCGGGGUAUUUUGUGGCUAAAAUCAGAGCUGUAGACGCUGAUUCAGGUUAUAAUGCACUAUUAUCUUAUCACAUGACCGAACCAAAGGGAACGAAUCUCUUCCGAAUCGGAACCAGCACAGGAGAAAUAAGGACUAAAAGACGAAUGAGUGACAAUGACUUAAAAGCUCACCCGCUUAUCAUUACUGUCUCGGAUAAUGGAGAACCUUCACUGUCCACAACUAUGAGUAUUGAAGUUGUGGUUAUGGAAAAUAUGGACAGCGUGCAGCCUUCACUAAGACAAGUGCCAGUAAAGGAGGAGAAUUUUUCUAAUCUGAAUCUCUAUCUGCUCAUCGCUAUCGUCUCAGUGUCAGUGAUAUUUUUACUGAGCCUCAUCGCUUUAAUAGCAGCUAAAUGCUACGGGACAGACGGCGGUUUCAGCAGCUCCAGCGCUCCAGUGGUCACUACACACCCUGACGGGAGCUGGUCUUACUCGAAAUCCACUCAGCAGUAUGAUGUGUGUUUUAGCUCAGACACACUGAAGAGUGACGUAGUGGUUUUCCCCUCACCGUUUCCGCCUGCAGACGCAGAGCUGAUCAGCAUUAAUGGAGGAGACACUUUUACUCAAAAUCAAACUCUUCCCAGCACUGGGAAGGUAAGACCAUAAGUAACUU